Messenger RNA from Aspergillus pseudoviridinutans, 1674 nucleotides. RefSeq lists its product as uncharacterized. The coding region runs from base 1 to 1674 and encodes 557 amino acids. NCBI's taxonomy places the organism in Eukaryota, Fungi, Ascomycota, Eurotiomycetes, Eurotiales, Aspergillaceae. The transcript is spliced from 3 exons. The record is from RefSeq and is a predicted model, not a curated record.
AUGGUUCUCGUCGCCCAGAAACGAGAGGCUGCGGAUUGUCGGUCGCCCUGGGAGUGGGAAAAGUACUCUUGCUGCGUUCCUCGUCAGAACCUUGUCGCAGUCUUGCAAUACGAACCAAGUAUGGCUGACCAGAUGCUGAGUACUUACCAGCACAGUGGACGAGCUGUCUUGGACUCGGUGAGCAUGGCUUCUGAUUUGUACCAACAGACGAUUACCCAUCUCGAAGGUCCGAAGUGUUACUUCAUUAUAAUCGAUGAUGAUGAAAAUGAUAUAGAUUAUUGGCGACAGUCCCUUUUCCCAAAGGAUGACUCCGCGAGCAGAGCUCAAGGAGGAGUCAGUCGCAGAGAGGGCCCGAACAAGCGCGCUCAGUAUAAAUUCUUGUUUACUCGAAACAGGGAAGACAGCACCGCGUCCUCUCAUCUGCUGCGUCUAGACUCAAGAAACAUACUGAACCAAAUUCUCUCUUACGUACAAAGACGGAUUAAGGGGAUCCCGUCCAUUGCGAACACCGGACUGGCAGAACAGGUUGCGAACAGAAUUUCAAAGCAGGCCGACGGUCUGUGGUUGUAUGCACGGCUACUGAUGGAUGAUAUUGCGCGGGCGCCCAGCCGCAAAGCCGUCACAGCGUGUCUCUCAUCUCUACCCCUGGGUCUCUCUGAGCUUUAUGACCGCAUAAUACAAGAGAAUAAUAACCGACUUUCUGAUUACGAACGGAGAUUCGCCCGUUGGUUCUAUGUCUGGUUAGAUAUCAGCGACAUUUUGCCUGAUUUUCUACUUCAGGAGGAAGACCGUCUACCCCUUCAGAUCAUGGACACUGUGUUCCAGUACGCUAAUGAUGGGGAGCCUGUGUUUGACACUCCUGGAUUAGCAAGAAGACUGGCCGGCCCUUUGGUGGAUGUUCGUCAGACGAAUACAGGUUACGAAGUAGCAGCUGUCCACCAGUCCUUCUAUCAAUAUCUUUCGCGGGGGAGCAUUUGGACGGAUUCGGACAUAUUACUGCAGCCACCACGGACAAGGAAGUUGUCUCGAGGAAUUGCGGCCGUGUGGUAUUUCACCGAGUGCUCAGAGUCGCAGCAGCACCUUGACGAGUUAAGAAGUGAUUCUUCAGCUCCGAUCAGCUUCUACAAAUUUGAAUCCCACUUCCCCUUCCAUUACGCUCUAGUGCAAGCAUUGACAUGCACAGAAGUCUGUUCUGAUGAAAAUGCAUACGACACUGAGUCCUCAGAAGAAGAUGUGAUGGUUCAGCAGCUCACCGAAUUCCUGGCGUCCGGAAAAUGCCUGCGUUGGUUCGAAAUAGCAACCAUGAUUAACUUUUCUGGAAAUUUCAGCGAGCUUCUUGACAACGUCCUGGGUGCACUCGCAGAACUGUCUGAUAAACUUUCCAAAAACUGCUGUGAAUCUACGGCGUUGGCGGCCUUUAAUGAACACCGCGUGCUGUUUUUCGAGAAUUGGAAAUAUGUGCUGUUGAAGACAACGCCCUGGGACUCUCAUUCCCGAAAGCCUAAUGUGAUGGAGCCAUCUGGAUUUAGUGAAGACCCGACAUGUCAGAAAAUGAUGGAAAUUGCGACGAGAUGCAGUGAAGAGGCAGACAUCUUCUCUCGCCAGGAUGAGAUCUUAGAAAGAGUGAUGGGCGUGUCCACCGAGCCGUCAUGCUGCAUCUUGACUUUGAUAUAG